Durusdinium trenchii is the source of this 947-nucleotide messenger RNA. NCBI's taxonomy places the organism in Eukaryota, Dinophyceae, Suessiales, Symbiodiniaceae. The record is from the annotation of a GenBank genome assembly.
CAAAAUGCUUCCCUGUCACCGGAUGCCGCGGCUCUUGGCGCUGCAUGGCUUCGGCGGCACUUUCGGUGCGCUGGCGCCACGGGACCUGGCGCGAUUGGCAGCGCCCAUGGGUGCCAAGGAGAUCAUCUGCCUGAUCGCCCCCAACCGCCAUGCCUCUGGCAUCCCUGCUUGGUUCUCUGGCGACCAGUCACCAGCAGGUCGCUACAACGGCUGGAGCCUCACAGAACAGCGUUGGGCGGAAUUGGCAGAGUCCACGGCGUGCGCAACCGGGCGGCGGCCACCGCCCUUGGUGCCAGAGGAUCUGCCACCGGCUGAUCCCUGGGCAGAUUGGAGCGAUGAAGGCUUCCAUGAGAGUUGGAGAUGCUUGGAGGAGGAGUGGCGGCGUGGCAACUACGAUGGGCUAAUUGGCUUCUCCCAGGGCGCUUUGAUGUCCGUCCUCUUCACCCAGCUCCUCAGCAAAAGACGCGACACCGCGGGCGAAGCCGCCUCGCCGCCAAAGCUUUUGAUCCUUUGCGGUGGCUUUGCAGCACCCUCGCCGCCGGCGUGCCGUGGAGCUUGGCCGCCACGUGAGCGCCUGAAGGUGCCGUCCUUCCAUCUGUGGGGACGCGACGAUCCCAUCGUGGCGAACCUGCGUUCAAGGGAGCUGGCUGAUCUCUUUCAUCAGCCUUGUUUCUACGAGCACCAGCUCGUUGCGCCCAACGACCACAAGCUGGGGAGCCACACCUUUCCGUGGCCUGAUGGUGAUACAGAAGCCUUCAAGGCCUUGAGAAGCUUCAUGGUGACUCGGCCAACGUGACACGACAUCCGGCACGCAACGUCACGGCGGUGGAUUGGUCGUGGUUUGCCUUUGAGCAAUUCGGAGGACGCAGCGAAGGUGCUUUCGCCGGUGGCCAAAAAGGAUCUCCAGCCUGUCCUGUUCGGUAGCAGUGUUUUCAAUUUCUCGAUUG